Molecule: messenger RNA, 4773 nt
Organism: Tetranychus urticae (two-spotted spider mite)
Lineage: Eukaryota; Metazoa; Arthropoda; Arachnida; Trombidiformes; Tetranychidae
Source: RefSeq, a predicted model, not a curated record
CUCAGUUAUCAUUUCUGUCAUCUUUGAAUACUUUGAAAUCAAAAUGAACCGAGAACUACCAUGAUAACCAUGAAUCUUGUUUCUAUAUGCUAAGUUUAAUUUAUUCAGCAGGGAAACCAACAUUUAGUUUUUCUAUUCAUUCAAUGGAUUACAAAUUGGUGGAUAAGUUUACUUGAUGUUGUAUAUUUAUAUUUUGCCUUUACAAUUUUGUGCUUUACUGUGAGCGUGUUGCUUUGUGCCUCCCUUUGUAUAUUGGAAAAGAGCAUCAAUACAUGAAUUGGAAGGAACAUGCUUUUGUUCAUUUUGCAGAUUUACUUAGUGCUCAUUGUUUGUCCCAGUAACGGUUUAUCCGAGGAUUUAGAUUUGCUUCCUCGCAAUGUAACUAUCAUACCUGAAAGUUCAACACGAUUAUUGAUCAAAUGGGAACCUCCUAUUUUAACUGAUCCCUCGAUUACCCAAUUAACAGGGUAUAAGAUUAAAUAUCAUAUCAAAAAUUCUGCCGCCUCUUCGGGUAGUGAUACUAAGAAAAUUGAAACAGUGACUGUGGACAGUGCUAGAAGAGAAUACCAAUUGUCUGAUCUCAAAAAGGGUACUCAGUACAGUGUUAAAAUUUCUGCUUUAGAUAGCUCAAAUGAUACCCUAGGAUGGACUGAUUGGAUUCAUGGUGAAACACUGGAAAAUGAUCUCGAUGAAAGUCGUGUUCCUGAGGCUCCCAGUAAAAUCAGAUUGGAAGCUACUUUAACUACUAUUUCAAUUAGCUGGCAACCACCAAAAGAUACAUCAGUAGCAAUUAAGGGAUACAUUGUUGGCUGGGGAACUCCGGUUCCAAAUGAUUACACUGAAGUUCUUAAUGCUAAUCAGAGGUUUCAUCAGUUAACUGGAUUGAAGCCAACCAAUGAAUAUGUUAUCAGUGUUCGAGCUUUUAAUGACAGAGGUGACGGUCCUCCUAUCUAUGAAUCUAUUUGGACUCGUGCCCCAUCAACACCAGAGCCUAAAACAGCCCUUUUACCUCCUGUUGGCCUUAGAGUAGAUGUUAUUUCACCUACAUCGGCCAUCCUUCACUGGACAGAUACAACUCUUAACCCUCGAAGUCUUCCCGACAAUCGAUUCUACACCAUCCGAUAUUCAUCCAACUUUCAAUCUCUUAAUCCUAAAUAUAAAUAUCUCAACACAACUAAAACAAGUUUACUCAUAGAAGAAUUAAAGCCUUACACUCAAUACGAAUUUGCGGUUAAAGUAACCAAAGGUCGUCGAGAGACAACAUGGAGUAUGAGUGCAGUUAACACAACACUAGAAUCUCGACCUUCCUCACGUCCGGAAGAUUUAACGAUUACUCCAUCUGAAGAGGAUUCAGGGAUCAUUAAACUUGACUGGCAGCCUCCGCGUCAACCUAACGGACUCAUUAUUGGCUAUGUUAUUUUAUAUACAACCGAUAAAGAUGCACCAGAUAAAGACUGGGCAGCUCAGCCUGUCGUGGGCGGUAAAUUAUCUACAACUUUAGAGAACCUUCUUCCUGAUACUAUUUAUUAUUUCAAAAUUCAAGUUCGUAACAAAAAGGGCUACGGUCCUCUCUCAGACCCGGUGAUGUUCCGUACCUUACCAGAAAAAGUUAUCACCAGGAACAAAAAAAGAUGGUAAAAACGUAAAAGCAAUGAGGCCAAAUUAUAAUGAAAAGACUAGGAAAAGAAGGCAAAGAAAAUGAAAAAGAAGAAGAAGAAACGAAAAAAGGUAAAGAAGAUGGAAAAGAAGGCGAAGAGAAAUGAAGAAAAGAGUGAAUUAAUUUGACAAUCAGUGACAAAAUUUAGCUUUUUGUAAACCUUUUAACUUGCGAAGCAACAAAAUGAAGAUUUCUUGACUCCAAUCAGACUGAACAUUAACAGCAACAAAAGGCAAAGUUAAAUCAACAACAAGAAAAAAAAAUGUAAUAUUAAAAGCCAUUAUAACUGUAGGGGUCCAGUUGGGUUUUGGGUAUUCACUUUUGCAUAUACAUUUAGGUACAUUUAUGAGGUACAACGAAAACAGUUAACCGUCUCGCGAAAUGUUAGUCAACAAAAAAGAUGUCAAAAAAUGAGGAAAAAAUUUCAACAAUUUUAAGUCUUUUCUUUCAAUUUUACACUUUCUGUUUAUCUGCUUACUGCCUUCAUAUUGAACCUUUUUUUGUGGUUUUCUGGUAAUGUCAGAAUACUCUUUGACUUUCCUUGACUUUUCCAGCUUAUUUUUCAUCUUUUGCCAUCUUUUUUCUUCUCUUUUUUUCUCCUUUCUUUCUUUUUGCCUCAAGAUUUAUGAUUAUCAAGACAGUGCUCAACAUUAACCAUAUAUUUUACCAAUAUUUAUAUGAAAUGCAUUUAUUCUCCUUUUUUCUGCUCUUCUUUACCAAUUUUUUUUCUCAUCUUUUCCAUCUUAUCUCAUCUUUGUAGGCUUGGUCACUUGUAAAGUCACUUUGAUGGCUGAGCUUUUUUUUGUUCAACUUAAAUUCACCAAUAGACCAUAACCAGAUCCCUCAAUAUUGUGUAUAUAAUACAGAUGAUAAUGAUGAUAUUACCUGAAUUACUUUUAAAUUGAGGUUGCAUUUAAAGUAGACCAUUACUUAUCUGUAAAUGUACCCUUCCUUUUUUUUACCUUAGCUUCUCCUAUCAUCUUUCAUCUCUGGACAAGCCCAGAAUUUGUCCAUGAAAGAUGAGUACAGCUUUUGACUAAACUUAUCCCUCUAUUCCCAUUAUCCUCAUCAUUUUAUGAUUUUAUUAAUAACCAACUAGACAAUUCCAAUGAUUCAGCAAGUCAUGAUAUUCACCAACAGCAAAGGCCAAACUGGUGAAAAGCAGAGAAACCAAAAUACUUCUAAAGGUGUGCAAAAUUUCAUUGUAAGAUGAUGAUGAUGAUGAUGAUGUAAAGAUGGUGUUGAUGAUGAAGGCAUCUUUUACUUUUGUUUCAAUCAACAUUUCGCACAACUUGCAAGAAAAAAAACUGUUGUUACAUUAUCAUGUUUGAAGGGCCAAAUGUUUACUUGUUUGUUUGCUUAGCUGCCAAAAAAGCUGAAGGUGAAACAUUAAAUAUUAUGUUAAACUUUCAACUUUCAAUUGAUGAUGAUUAACACCUUUUGUUGUAGGAAAAAAAACAUGUUCACUCUUAACCUAGUCGUUACCUUUGUUCAACACCAAGAAGCUCAAUAUUUCAAUAUAUUACAUUAUCUAUCCAUGACAAUCAUCAUUUGGCAUUGAUAAUGAUGACAACUUUGACUUUUCCCUUCCUUUUAGCUUCAAACAUUGAAUGUAAUUUCAACUGUGUAACACAAAUGCGCAAAGGGCUGUCAAAAACUGCUUUCAUUUACCCUCUUCUCAUCUCUUCUCAUCUCUUUCAAUCUUCUUUUUCCUCUUCUUUUUAUUGAUAUUUACCAACUUUCACUCUCCUUUACCUCUUCACCUUUCAUCUUUCACUUUUGUCCCUCUCCAACUGCAACACCAACAAAUAAUAUUGAACAAAAUCUUACAGUUAACAAUCAUUUUAAUAACUUCACUUUCACAAAGGCAGUUCAAUUUACAUGAAAAUUUUAUUUCACUCCAAAGUAUUGCCAUUACUAUCAACAUUAAUAUUAUCAAGACAUUAUCAUAACUGUUAUGAUUUAACUUUUCAACUCUCCCUGUUUUCAUCUCCUAUUUCAAUGGUACUUUAUUAACUAAACUUAAACCGUAUUCUGUGUUAAUUGUAAACUCAUUUUUUAAACUUAAUUUUUUUCUUCUUACCCAAUUGCUCCUUAACUUUAACCUAACUACAUCUUUUUACAUUUUUCUGGUUAAUGAUUAUGAGGAUAAUGAUGAUGGUAAUGGUGAUAAUAACAAUAAUAAUAAUGAUGAUGUGGUGAAAUUUAUUUAAAGAUAUACACAUUCAUGUAUACAUUGGGACAUUUACAGUUGCUAUGUAUAAAUUGUAAGGAUAAAUUUAUUCAUUGUAACUUCAGAAUCUCGACUUUACACCAAAUUUACCAAAUCCAAGUGUUUCUUUUUAUAUCGUCAAUACUCAUCCAUAAUGAUCAUCGAUAUUUUGAUAUGUUGAAGGCUCACAUGUAUAUGAGACAAGAAGCAUCUUCUGUUACUUCAUCUAAUAAUAAUGCAAAACAUUGACUUUCCUCCUGCAACAUUCAUCCCGGAAGUUUUAUCCUAAUUUCAUCUUCUCUCAUCAUUAUUAAAUAUUGAUGUUUAUGCCCUGGGUCAAUAAGAUAAUCUUAGAUUGGUUCCUAUGUAAUAGCUUUUACCAUCUUUGACUCAUUGUCCCAGUUUAGAUCAAUAUUCAAUUCUGGUUAGUUAUUGCUUAGUCUCAAUUUUUGUCGCAUUUUUCUGGUUCCUUUUAUCUUUCCAUGUCAUAUUAAUUGAGAGAGAGAAACUGAGUUUAUCUCGCAACCAAAUCUAACAUCGGAAACUGUCAGCUAAUUUCAAUUAACUUUUUUCCUCUGAAUACUUUCAAUUCCCAAAUCUGUCUAUCUCCAUAUUAGAGCUUUUUACCAGCCCUCUGUUCAAUCAAUCUAUUAGUUUAACAUCAUCUUAAUGGCUUAAUGAAAUGUUUUGCCAAAAUCUUUUCUCUUUUUUGUUUCGGUUUGACAAAAUUUUUCCCUAAUUAACGUUUUUUUUGCUGCUCUUCUCGUUGUUCCUAAAUGAAUUGCUUAUCCUCUAAACUGCUCAAUUUUCAGCUAAACAAAUUGAUCUUUCAAUUGAUUAGUCUUUCUGCCCUUUACAGGGCAAUUAAUCUUUGCAACCUUAAAUUUGCAACAAUUAAUCAAAA